Messenger RNA from Mesitornis unicolor (brown roatelo), 2177 nucleotides. Its product is annotated as CUB and sushi domain-containing protein 1-like. The transcript is spliced from 15 exons. NCBI's taxonomy places the organism in Eukaryota, Metazoa, Chordata, Aves, Mesitornithiformes, Mesitornithidae. The record is from RefSeq and is a predicted model, not a curated record. The annotation marks the transcript as partial.
CCAUUUCUUGUGGACAUCCUGGGGUACCUGCCAAUGCAGUUCUUUCAGGAGAUAAAUUCACGUAUGGCUCCAUAGUUCACUAUUCUUGCACAGCGGGUCGAAGGCUCAUAGGAAAUUCUACCAGGGAGUGCAAAGAAGAUAGCCACUGGAGUGGGACUCUUCCUCACUGCUCAGGAAAUAAUCCUGGCUAUUGCGAUGAUCCAGGAGUACCAGCUCAUGGGUCUAGACUUGGAGAUGAGUUAAAAAUAAAAAGUCUGCUACGUUUCUCCUGCGAAAUGGGUUAUCAGCUGAGAGGAUCUGCAGAACGAACGUGCCUACUGAAUGGUUCCUGGUCAGGUAUACAGCCUGUGUGUGAAGAUUAUAACUCUCAUGCUGGGGGCCAUCCAGCUGGAGGUCCUGGUGGACAACAAGUUGAAUAUAAUCAGCAGUGUGCCCUUGCUGCAAUGAAGGUUAGUGCUGUAUCUUGUGGGAACCCUGGCACCCCAGCCAAUGGUAUGAUCGUAUACACUGAUGGAAUAUUAUUCUCCAGCUCAGUCAUUUAUGCCUGCUGGGAAGGUUACAAAACUUCAGGGCUAACUACUAGACAUUGUACUGCAAAUGGGACAUGGACUGGCACUGCUCCAGACUGCACAGUGAUCAGCUGUGGAGAUCCAGGUGCAUUAGCAAAUGGCAUUCAGUUUGGAAAUGAUUUUACCUUUAAUAAGACAGUCAGCUACCAGUGCAACCCAGGAUACUUGAUGGAGCCUGCCAGUUCAUCUACAAUGCGUUGUAUAAAAGACAGCACUUGGAACCAGAGUAAACCAAUUUGCAAAGCUAUUACCUGUGGCCCCCCUCCACCAGUACUUUAUGGGAAAGUAGAAGGAUCUGAUUAUCGCUGGGGUGCCAGCGUGAGUUACAGCUGUGCAGAAGGCUAUCAGCUAUCUAACACAGCUAUUCUGUCCUGUGAGGGUCGAGGAAUUUGGCGGGGAGACAUCCCACAAUGUUUGCCUGUAUUUUGUGGUGAUCCUGGUACUCCAGCAGAAGGACGUCUCAAUGGAAAAAGUUUCACCUACAGAUCUGAAGUUAGCUUUCAGUGCAGACCUCCUUUUAUUCUGAUAGGCUCUUCAAGAAGAUUCUGUCAAGCAGAUGGUACUUGGAGUGGAAUUCAGCCAACAUGCAUUGAUCCAGCUCACAAUACAUGUACAGACCCUGGUACUCCACAUUUUGGAAUACAAAACAGUUCCAGAGGAUAUGAGGUUGGGAGCACAGUCUUUUUCAGGUGCAGAAAAGGUUAUCAUAUUCAGGGAUCUACCACCCGUUCUUGUCUUGCUAACCUAACAUGGAGUGGCAUACAGUCUGAAUGCAUUCCUCAUGCUUGCAGGCAGCCAGAGACCCCGGCACAUGUAGAUGUGAAAGCAAUAGAUCUUCCUACUUUAGGGUAUACUUUGGUGUAUACCUGUCAGCCAGGAUUUUUUCUUGCUGGUGGAUCAGAACAUCGAACAUGUAAACCAGAUAUGAAAUGGACAGGAAAAUCACCUAUUUGUAAAAUUCCCUCAGAUGUGUUUUUUAUAAAUUCGCUGUGGAAAGGGUUUUAUGAGUAUUUAGGAAAAAGGCAGCCUGCUACUCUGACUGUUGAUUGGUUCAACACUACAAGCAGCAAAGUGAAUGCCACAUUCAUUGAGACAUCCAACAUACAACUGAAACUAUCAGGUGUUUACAAGAAAGAAGAAGCCCACUUGCUCUUGAAAGUUUUUCAGAUUAAAGGACCUAGUGACAUUUUUGUAAGCAAGUUUGAAAACGACAACUGGGCGCUAGAUGGUUAUGUAUCAUCAGGGCUUGAAAGAGGUGUUUUUACCUUUCAAGGUGAUAUACAUGGAAAAGACUUUGGAAAAUUUAUGCUCCAAAGACAAGGUCCUUUAAGUGCAGACACAGACCUUUCAAAUCACUAUUAUGGUACAAACAGCAGUUCUGUUGCAGCUGCCAUCCUGGUACCAUUCUUUGCUCUAAUAUUAUCAGGGUUUGCAUUUUACCUCUACAAACACAGAACAAGACCAAAAGUACAGUACAAUGGGUAUGCUGGACAUGAAAACAGUAAUGGACAGGCUUCGUUUGAAAAUCCCAUGUAUGAUACAAACUUAAAACCCACAGAGGCAAAGGCUGUGAGGUUUGAUACGACUCUGAACACAGUUUGUACAGUG